Messenger RNA from Leptosia nina, 759 nucleotides. NCBI's taxonomy places the organism in Eukaryota, Metazoa, Arthropoda, Insecta, Lepidoptera, Pieridae. The record is from the annotation of a GenBank genome assembly.
AUGUUCACCAAAGUAUUCUGCGUCAGCGCUGUGUUGGCAGUUGCCUCCGCUGGGCUCUUGCCUGCAGCUCACUACUCUCCAGCUGCUGCUGUCUCAUCCCAGAGCAUUGUUCGUCAUGAACAACCCAUUGCCUACCACGCUGCCGCUGCUCCAGUCGCUUACCACGCUGCCCCCGUCGCCUACCAGGCUGCUCCAGUAGCCUACGCUGCUCCCGCUCGUUACUCUUCCGCCGCUGCUGUCUCAUCUCAAAACAUUGUCCGUCAUGAACAGCGCGUCGCUCCCGUCGCCUACCACGCUGCUCCCGUAGCCGCAGUGUCCUACGCCGCCCCCGCUCGUUACUCCUCCGCUGUCUCUUCCCAAAACAUCAUCAGCCACGCUGCCCCAGUUGCCAUCAGCCACGCCGCUCCCGUAGUCCACGCCGCUCCCAUCGUUCACGCCGCCCCAGUCGUCCACGCUGCCCCCGCUCACGCCAUCGUCGCCCAGCACGAGGAGUACGACGCCCACCCCAGAUACGACUUCGCCUACUCCGUGGCCGACGGACACACCGGCGACAACAAGUCCCAGCACGAGAGCCGCGACGGAGACGUCGUUCACGGCGAAUACUCCCUCCUCGAAGCUGACGGUUCAGUUCGCCGUGUCGAGUACACCGCUGAUGCCCACAACGGUUUCAACGCUGUCGUCUCCAACUCCGCGCCCGCCCACCAGGCCGCCCCAGCCCAGGCUUACGCACACGCCCCCGCUUACGUCGCCCAUCAUUAA